Molecule: messenger RNA, 2391 nt
Organism: Anopheles nili
Lineage: Eukaryota; Metazoa; Arthropoda; Insecta; Diptera; Culicidae
Gene: MCU
Product: calcium uniporter protein, mitochondrial
Exons: 6
Biological process (GO): mitochondrial calcium ion homeostasis; calcium import into the mitochondrion
Cellular component (GO): uniplex complex; mitochondrial inner membrane
Molecular function (GO): calcium channel activity; uniporter activity
Source: RefSeq, a predicted model, not a curated record
UUGCAGGGAAAAACACUGGUAGUAGACACAUGCUGCCAGUUCUCCAUCGCUCCAGCAGCCAGCGGGUGCAACAAUCGAAUCAACAGUAGCAGCCGAAAACCCUGCCUCUACGGAAGCCUAUCGGUAGUCUAUCGUGAAUUCAGCACUUCCAGCAGCCGCCAUGCCUGCGGCAGCACCAUCGUGAGCAGUCGAAACAGCAGCAGCAGCAGCACUAGCAGCGCAUCCAGCAACACCAACACCAGCGAAGCCCCUGAAGAAGUCAGCGUGCGGUACUACCGCGGACUGCCCCACGUCACCGUGCCACUGCCCUCGCGGAACGAACGCUGCCAGUUCACGCUCCGACCGGUGACGCAUUCCGUCGGUGACUUUCUCGAGAUGCUGAAGGUGGAGGACCGCGGCAUCGACCGGGCGGCCAUCCUUAACCGCGACGGCGUCCGGAUAGCGGCCGCGUGCUCCAUCGAGAACUUGAUGGAUGACGAGUUUUGGCUGCAUCUGAACGACAGACAAUACUACGUUAAGCCACCGAAACGUGAAAAAAUUACCUCAGAAGAAAUCACUAGACUAGGAGACGUGCAGGCACUCGUAUCACAGCUGUACGAAGCCUUGCACGUGGGCGAGUACCAGAUCCAGAAGGAACGCGAACUGAACGGCAAGCUGGAGCAGCUGAACGAGAAGCUCGGCCCGCUGGAAGUGAAAAAGACCGAGCUAGAUCUGAAGGCGGCCCGCAAGACGAACGCCCUGACCUGGGUCGGGUUGGGCCUAAUGUCGGUACAGUUCGGGGUGCUGGCCCGGUUGACCUGGUGGGAGUACUCCUGGGAUAUCAUGGAACCGGUGACGUACUUCGUCACGUACGGUACGGCCAUGGCCGCGUACGCUUACUUCGUCCUUACGAAGCAGGAGUACAUGCUACCGGACGUGAAAGACCGGCAGCAUCUGAUCACGCUGCACAAGGCGGCGAAAAAGGCGGGCGUAAAUUUGGCCGAAUACAACGACAUCAAGCGGCAGAUCGCGGAGAUCGAGUACGAUCUACGCCGGCUGCGUGAUCCCCUGUACAUGCAUCUACCGGCGAGCCCGCCGAAAAGCCUCACGUACAGCCAGAGCGAGAUCACCUCCGCGAAAAAGGCCAGAAUUGCGGCUGCCGACGGGACCGCUUCUGCUGUGAACCGCAGCUCACUCGGCAGUGGGCUUAAGAGCACAAACUAAUCACCGAUUUGGUCAGAAAAGGAUCCCUAGAGAAGUGGAGGCGGUGUGGCGUGGUGGAAAUUUUGGCGCAUGGCCAAGUGAAGAGGGUUCAAUGCUAACAUUCGGUACAUGCUUAAGAUGAUGGCAGCAAACGAAAAGGUGGAAAAAGAUAGCGAAACAACGUGAAAUGGUUGUCGCAGCUCGAAUUAUCACAAUCCCCCACAAUCAAAGUCCAAUACUGCAUGAAAAAAGACGGGCAACACACGUUGAUCGUCUGAAUGCGUGCACACUUAAAUACGCACAACCGGGUAUAUACACUAGAAGAUGUGAGAUGGCAUAAUUGCGCGAAAAGCGUUGAAAAUUACACGGCGUACGAGGCAUUCACGCCGCAAUGUGCAAGUGAUUGGAAAGAAUCUUGCCCGAGGAAAGGAGCAAUACGUUUCGUAGCGAUGCACGGACGGCUCUAGGAUCUUACGGUACGUGUGCCUACAGUUUUUUUUUGUUACACUACUGCUCGUGCUAACACUACCUACGGUGAGGGCCAGGUACUUAUCGUACAUCACACAGGAAAAGCCAGCAGCCAUGCUGGUGCGCAACAUCAGACAGCCCCGGUCGGAUUGUUUCCGUUGUAGUUUCGUUGUAGUUGUGUUUGUUUUUUCUUUGUAUCGGUUUCUAACAAACUUGUGUUGCGUCUUUAGUUUAUAUACCAUAUGCUCUAUGUUAAAUUAUUAUUCUCCGUUUCGGGAAAGCGCACGUUCUCAGCACAGUUCACCACGUGUAAACCGACCAACAGUGCAAUGUUGUGCAUUUUUGUUUUAUUUCCGAAUCAUUUUAUCGAAUGCCACUCAGCAAAACGUGUAUUGUGUAUGAUCGCGUUUACCUACCACGAGAGGGACGAGUUUUCAACUUGUGUGUUAAAGUAUAUUUUAUAUUUUGUCGUGUAAUAGAAUCUCUGUCGGAGAAGAACCUCAUAUGUUUGUAUCUGCUUCGUUUGUAGCGUUAUAAUUAAGCAAAAUCGCAACACUUGUAUGUGUAAAGUAACCACAUUGGAGUUACCUCCUAGCGGAAAGUACGUGCACUUGACGAGAUAUAUUUGAUUGAAUGAAAAAGGCGCUCAAAGCGUGUCAUAUAUUAGGAAAAAAAACGAAUGUAAACGCUUAAUUUGUAUGUUUUUCUUAGUGUCAACAUGGGUUUGAAAUAAAUCAACAC